Molecule: messenger RNA, 7357 nt
Organism: Electrophorus electricus (electric eel)
Lineage: Eukaryota; Metazoa; Chordata; Actinopteri; Gymnotiformes; Gymnotidae
Gene: ubr1
Product: ubiquitin protein ligase E3 component n-recognin 1
Biological process (GO): protein ubiquitination; ubiquitin-dependent protein catabolic process via the N-end rule pathway
Cellular component (GO): ubiquitin ligase complex; cytoplasm
Molecular function (GO): zinc ion binding; ubiquitin protein ligase activity
Source: RefSeq, a predicted model, not a curated record
CAUAUGGAACAUGGCGGAAGGUGAAAAAUCACUAAAUGGGCUGCAGAUAUGCACGAGAUGGUUGGAAGCCUCAGAUUGGGGUGCUUCCAUCCUCCACUAUGUGGCAGAGCAGGUGCUCCAUAUUUAUUGCCUGGAGGCAGAGCCACAGCCAGAACAGCAGGAGCAGCAGGUGCGGGAGCGCAUCCUGCACCCGCUCGAGUGCUUCUUGUUCGGGGAAGAUCCGUGCACUGCUCUGGAGAAACUGCAGCAGAGAAAUUACAGCGCUUCCUCUCAGCUGUGUGGGCGUGUUUUUAAAGAGGGCGAAACAGUCUACUCCUGCAGGGACUGUGCGAUAGACCCCACCUGUGUGUUCUGCAUGGACUGCUUUCAGAGCAGCGUACACAAAGGACACCGCUACAAGAUGCAUGCUUCGUCAGGAGGAGGCUUCUGUGACUGUGGGGACUUGGAGGCCUGGAAGACUGGCCCCUGGUGUUCCCAGCACGACCCAGGAACCUCUGUCGCCAUGGAGACAGAUGAGUGUGUGUUGGAGGUGGGACUCCAGGAGCGGGCUUUCAUGCUGUUUCAGGUGCUGCUGAGUUAUAUCACAGAACUGAUGGUGUGGGAAGAAAGUAAUGAGCUCUCUGAGGAGUUGCAGCCUAGACUGAAAGAGGACAAGUACUACUGUGUGCUUUACAAUGAUGAGCAUCACUCGUACGAUCAUGUGAUCUACACUCUUCAGAGGGCCAUCAGCUGUGACCACAGUGAAGCUCAAACACACACAGCCCUCAUUGAUAAAGAGGGUCGCAGAGCUGUAAAGACAGGAACCCUGAGGUGCUGUCAGCAAGCUAAAGCUCUCAUCAGGACAAACUCUGAGCACAUUACCCAGCAGCCCUUGCGAGUGGAGAUCUUGCACGCUGCUGUGAUGGCCCAUCAGACCUUUGCUCUCAGAUUGGGCACAUGGUUUCAGCAGAUCAUUGGUUACUCAGUGGGCUUCAGGCAGGUGUUUUGCCAGGUGGCUCUGAAGCCCAGUGCUGAUGGUGAAAAACCCUGUUUGAUUAGCCGUCUAAUGCUACACGAUGCCAGAUUAUAUAAAGGAGCCCGUAAAGUUAUCCAUGAACUGAUUUUCUGCAGUCUACUGAUGGAAACGGAAUAUAAGAGACAAUUUGCCAUGUUAUUUACAGAGAACUAUAAACAGUUGCAGGAGGAUUUCAUAAGUGAUGACCAUGAGCGGAACAUCUCAAUCACAGCCUUAUCUGUGCAGAUCUUCACUGUUCCCACUCUGGCGAGACAGUUGAUUGAGGAAGGCAGUGUGAUAAAGGUGAUUUUAGACACCGUCAUGGAGGUGCUGAGAGAACAUCUCGACAACAGCCAGCGCUUCCAUUUUCAGGGCUACAAUUCUGACAAGUUCUUCCGAAUUCAAGUGAUCUUCCAUGACCUCAGGUACAUUCUGAUCAGUAAACCCACAGUAUGGACUGAACAGCUGAGGCAGAAGUUUCUGGAAGGUUUCAGUGACUUUCUGGAGAUGCUUAGAUGCAUGCAGGGAAUGGAGGAGAUGAAGAGGCAGUUUGGCCAGCAUAUCGAGGUGGAGCCAGAAUGGGAGGCAGGCUUCUCCAUCCAGAUGCAGCUACGCCACAUUCUUUCUAUGUUUCAGGACUGGUGUGCCUCUGACGAGAGAGUCCUGCUGCAGGCCUUUAGGCAGUGUCACCAGGUCUUGCUACAAUGCACCAACCAGCCCUUCCACAGUGAGCCAACCGACAGCUACAUGCGCAAACACAUCCUCCACAUACGGCCCUACAGGGUCUCGCAGGAGCCUGUUUCCAUCCACCUGCCCAUCUCCAGACUGCUGGCUGGCCUGUAUUUGCUCUUGUGUCGGACAGGGGCCAUCAAAUAUCUCCCUGACUUUGUGGAUCCACAGCAGCUGGACCUCCCUGCACUGGUGGAACAGCCUCUGCGCUGUGUGGUUCUGGCUGCACAGGUGUCUGCAGAGAUGUGGCGCAGAAAUGGCCUCUCCCUUGUCAGUCAGGUAUACUACUAUCAGGAUGUUAAAUGCAGAGAUGAAAUGUUCGAUAAGGACAUCAUCAUGCUUCAGAUUGCUGCUUCCAAAAUGGACCCAAACCACUUCAUCAUGCUAAUUCUAAUGAGAUUUGAGCUCUUCGAGGUUUUUAAUGGAAAUGGUUCAACUAAAGAUCAGGACCUCCUGAAACAGUGGAACAGAUUGACAGAAGAAAUGCUGUACCUGUUUAUCAUCAUCACAGGUGAGCGGUAUGUUCCUGGAAUCAGCGAUGUCACUAAAGAGGAUGUGAUAAUGAGGGAAGUGAUUCAUCUGCUGUGUAUAGAACCCAUGGCUCACAGCAGCUUGGUCAAAAGCCUACCUGAAGAUGAAAGUCAUGAAACUGGGCUUGAAACUGUUAUUUCUAAAGUUGCAACAUUCAAGAAACCAGGAGUUUCUGGUCAUGGUUUAUACGAAGUAAAGAAGGAAUGUCUUGAGGAAUUUAAUCCCUUCUUUUACCAUUACACCAAAUCCCAACAUAGCAAGGCAGAAGAUGCACAGAAGAAGAGAAGGGCCCAGGAAGGCAGCGAUAAAGCUCUCAGGCCCCCCCUGCCACCUGGCUUCUGCCCCGCCUUCUCCAGCAUUGUUAACCUGCUGUGCUGUGACAUCUUCCUCCACGUGCUGAGGACAGUGAUGCAGAGAGUGGUGGAGGAGCGGUCUGCUCUGUGGAGUGAAGCUAUGGUGCAGAGGGCGUUGCAUCUUGUAGGCCAGGCAUUACUGGAGGAGAAAACUCAGCUGGAGGCCGACAGCGUUGAGGACGUGAUCUUUGACUUCAGUCUCAAGGCUCGAAAAAUUGGCACGGCUCACAGCAAGUCGUUGUUCCAUUUCAUUUCUAAACUGAAGGCGCUUCCUUCCCUUGAAGCUCAGAAGGAUAUGAUUAAUUGGACACUACAGUUGUUUGAGACAGUGAAGUGCCGUCGUGAGAAAUCCAGCCCUUCUGCUUCAUGCACUUUGGAUCAGAUGAAACCUGAGGAGAGCGUUCAGGACAAAGAGAAAGCAGAGCGUAAGAGGAAGGCAGAGGCUGCCAAGCUGCACAGGCAGAAGGUCAUGGCUCAGAUGUCUGCCAUGCAGAAGAACUUUAUCGAGACUCAUAAGAUGCUCUAUGACAACGUACCUGAGAGCGGCAGCCAGGGGGAGCCAGCGGCAUGCUGGGAGAGAUUAAUGGACGUAGGAGAGAGGCGUGUGGCACUAGGUCCUCAGCAAGGUGUGGGUUCCUCAGACUGGGAGACUCUCACCUGCAUCCUCUGCCAGGAGGAGCAGGAGGUGCAGGCUCUGGCUCCUGCCAUGGUCCUCACCGCCUGUGUGCAGAGGUCCACAUUACUCACCCAGAGCAGAGGAAAGAGUCUCUCCUCCAAUGGAAGCUACCCCCUGUUCAUGCCUGCUGACCUGGCUGUAGGCACACACACCGGGAGUUGUGGGCACGUCAUGCAUGCCAUAUGCUGGCAGAAGUAUUUUGAGGCUGUGCAGAACACUACUCGAAACCGGCUGCACGCAGAGUUGAUCAUAGACCUGGAGAAUGGAGAGUACAUGUGUCCACUCUGCAAGUCUCUCUGCAACACAGUGGUGCCUCUGAUGCCCGUGGAGCCCUGCCAGCUCAACUAUGAGAGUGCUGAGCUGGUUGGUCAGCUUCUCACUCUUCCCCGUUGGAUACAGAUAGUACUGGCUCGCAUCAGAGGGCUCAGAGCUGCUCAUGAAGCUGACAGUAGUGCUGAGAUUGGAAAAGCUGAGUGUGGGUUCUUGGAGGACAGGCAGACAGACUUCAGGUCAAUCCUCAGCUUUGGAGUCCAGCCACCGCCCAAAUACUCGAGCAGCAUAGUGGAGAUGCUGAUAGUGUGUGCCACUACGGUGCACAGGGUGGGACUGCAGACUGCCCCCAAUGAACUCUGCCCUUACGUGCCUGUCAUGACUUGGAACACAUGUGCCUACACCAUCCAGGCUAUGGAGAACAUGUUACAGGAAGAGGGGAAAGCACUGUUUGGCUCUCUGCAAAACAGACAGCUGGCUGGUUUGAAAGCACUGGUGCAGUUCUCAGCUGUUCAGCGAUUGAAGUGCUCAGCAACUCUCAUACACAAUCAUUUUUCACACAUGCUGGCAGUCUUGCUACCUGUCUCUCAAAUUGAAAACAGCCCCUCAAUAUUAGAAAUAGACUUAUUUCAUCUCUUGGUGGGGCUUGUUCUGUCUAUACCUGCUAUGUACCAAGAGGAGAAUGUUGAUCUGCAGCCCUCAGCCAUCAGUACAGCAUACAACCACCUGCACCUCAUGCACCUGGUCACAAUGGCCCAUGUAGUGCAGGUCAUCCUGUCCUCACAAGACACCAGUGCUGUAGCUGGAGGGGCAGAGGAAAGGGAAGAGGCUGUAUCUGCUGCAGCCUUGUACUGCACAAUAUCCCAGCACACAGACGGACUAAAGACAGGUGUAUCAGGCUCUAUGAUUGCAGACCGAGUGAGGAAUAGUGUUCUGCCUUUUCUUCGCUGUGCUGCAAUCCUCUUUAAUUGCCUUUCUGGAGUGCAACCUCCAGAGGAGCUCUUCAGCACUGCAGUGUCCAGUGAGGAUCAGCUGACUCUGCUCUGUAGUUAUCUGGCGUUGCCCUCCAACCUGUUCCAGCUCUUCCAGGAUCACCGAGACAUUGUCACUCCCCUUUUACAGAGGUGGUGUGGAAACGCAGCCAUAUUAAAAGCUCUGAAGGCAGAAACGCCCAUGAUCAGGUAUCCACGUAAGAGAAACAGCCUGAUAGAUCUUCCCGAGGACUAUAGUGUGCUGCUUAACCAAGCCAGUCAUUUCAAGUGUCCCAACUCGUCGGACGAGGAGCGGAAGCACCCAACGCUGUGUCUGUUCUGCGGUGCGAUGCUCUGUUCGCAGAGCCCCUGUUGCCAGGAGCAGCUGGAGGGUGAGGAGGUCGGUGCCUGCACAGCCCAUGCUGCUACCUGUGGUGCUGGGGUGGGCAUGUUCCUCAGGAUAAGAGAGUGCGAGAUUGUUCUGAUGGCCAGUAGGACGCGAGGAAGCACAUAUCCAGCCCCUUACCUUGACGACUAUGGAGAAACGGAUCCUCAGCUAGGGCGUGGGAACCCUCUGCACCUGUGUCCUGAGCGCUACAGGAAGCUGCACCAGCUGUGGCUGCAGCACUGUAUCCUGGAGGAGAUCGCACGCAGCCUGGAGGUGCUCAACAUCAUGUUUGCCUUCGAAUGGCAGAUGUUAUGAGUUCAGGGGUGGACGGAGCCAGACUACAGAAAGGAAGAGCAAAGAGCCAGAGGCCCGUGGGGAGGGAGUAUCCCACUCUGCCCAGCCUCUCGCAAGUGCUGUUUUACCAGCUGACAUUUGCUCUUUCAGCAUUUAUCUAAAGAGUAGCCGGUCUGGGGAGGGGGGUGGCAGGGAAAGCUCAAGGUCAGGAUGUUCUUUUGCCUCUUUUUCUGGUCCUUUUGCCUUUGAGGACUGGCCUCUCUGAGACAUGUCCACACAUGCAGCUUUAGGUUCUAUUUGCUCAGCUUGAUGUUUUUCCAUGGUGAAGUGAACUAUUGUUUUCUGCGUUGUUUUAUAAAUGUUGAGAAUCAGACUGCGAAAUAGGGUUGCAUUGUUUACCUGUGUGAGCAUGUUCUGCUGACAAGCUGCCUAUUCUUAUGCACUUGUGUAAAAAGCUUCCUCUCUAGCCCUCCUCGGCCAUGGACCUCUCACCUCUAAUUGUCCUUACUGUGUGAAAAUCUUUACAACGCUGAAUAUAUUAUACCAACAUAAUAUAUUAUGCAAAAGUCCCUUAAAAGUAUGUUCAUUAUUUCCAAAUUGGCAAAUUGUUUUGCCAGUUAAAUUGUAUACUUCUGGCAGGGUUUAUGCUCUUUUUCAAAUGUGAUAUAAUACAGAAACAUGUAUAUAAAACAAUAAUGGUUGAUUAUUUUAUGAUAUGAAUACAAGUCAAACAUCAUGGUACCACUACAACACAAGCAGUUCAAAGUUGAUAAUCAUUAGAUCACAAAACAGAGCUUACAGAAAACAUUGAUGUGUGAAUUUAAUCAUGAACCAUAUUUGAGUGACAGUGAAAUGUGUUUUUACUUCAGUGAUGUUACUAUCAUAUCUGUUCAUUGUUCUGUUUCAUAUCAGAUGCUUCAGUUGUUUUCAAGCUGAAGAUGUGAAUAGUUACACUUUGCAGUGGCUUGCUAGCAGUCCUCUGACAGGAAGUCGUCUGGAAGUCAUCUUGGCUGACUAAAAUACACUAAUUUAAAAUAUUUCAUGCCUUUACUGGUGAGCCAUUUUAUAUAGUAGUUUCUUAUAAGAACAUCUUUGGAGUAUUUACAUACUUUGAAAUGGAGUUAAGUUAAUGAAGGUUAAAGGUUUAGUUAAAGUUAAAGGUUUACACUCAAUGAGAUCAUUACUGUUCAUUUUCCAGUAUUUUUUUUGUUUGUUUGUGGGGUUUAUUUUACUUUUGUCUUCAAUGUUACAUUUGGUGCACAUGAGUGUCAGGAUGUUCCUUAAUUGUAGCAUGUCUAAUUUUUACCUUUUCCAGAUUUUUUAUCCAUAAUUCUGAUCAUAGCUCACUACUUUCAUCCUUUUAAAAAUGUUGAAUCUAAUUAUAUGUAAUUGACACAUUAAAGGGAGUCUCUUCAUAUGAGACAUGCAGUAUAUGUCUACUAAUCAUUGCUAUUUGUUGCAAUAUGGAAACUAUGGUUCAAAAUAAUUUGCAACUUUCAUCAUCUAACAUUUCAAACUUUUGUGAAACUUCUACCCAAACAAAAAAGUGCUUCAGUCUUUGUUGACAUUAAUCAGCAUUUAUAACAUCAAUAAUAGUAAAAAUGAUGAUUACAAUGAUUAUUGUGGUAAUGGCAGUAUAUUAAAUUUUCUGUGCAGUUGCUUUGAUAUUGAAAAGGUUUCUGAGACGGUUAGUUAUUCUUCUCCAGCUUCACUAGUGAUAAAGGCACACUUUUGAAGAUGGUACACAAUUCUGGUUUUCUGUUUUCUUCCAGUAAACAUGUUGAAAUAGCACAUAUGAUGUCUUAGGUCUGUGUCUGCCUUUUCAGAUAGGAGACUAAAAGCCAAAGUCCCUAAAAUCUAAGGUAAAUAAAUCAUUGAAUGUUGAGCAGAAUUCUAAUGUGUUAAAUGCUGAACAUCAAGCAAGAGACGUUCUCAAAAUCACUCAGAAAGAAUAAGAUUGUGGUGUGAUUUUCAAUCAGUAAGGCCUCAAAUAGCUUUUUUUUCCAUGGCAGAUGUGAUGUUUCUUUUUCUUUUACCACUCUCACACAUAGGUCUCAUUCAGACAUGUUUUAGGCCGUACUGUCUCCGCUGUUAGUGUAUUAAAUGUCUUCUCACCCUGUCACCGAAUGAAUAAAAUGAUUACGCUAUUCA